Molecule: messenger RNA, 2220 nt
Organism: Blumeria graminis f. sp. triticale
Lineage: Eukaryota; Fungi; Ascomycota; Leotiomycetes; Helotiales; Erysiphaceae
Source: the annotation of a GenBank genome assembly
AUGCCUUUUCUCGGAACGCGAAAAAAAUGUAAUGUCGGUGACGAAGAGCUACUUUUACCCUACAAUGAAGAUUUGACCUCUCUUGGGCGGAAUGUUCAUCAAAAGAUGCAGGUGUACCAGAUUCUCAGAGCACUCAACAAAGGAUUCAUGCCGUCAACUGAGCAAUUAAUCGUCAUGAUAAAGCUACUCCUUGACUCGGAAUUUUUAAGUCAAGAAACUACUAGUAUAAGCGAAAGUGGCCAAAAAUUGUUAAGUUACUUAAGACAAUGGAUGCAGCAAUUAAUACAGCUAUUGGGGGAUAAAAAUAAUAAUAAUCAGAUUCAAAAUCUAAUUGCUUAUGCGAAGCAUGCGAGGCUCUCAAUAGACAGUGAACAUCUAAAUGAGUUUGCUAAGAACUCAAGAAUGCGUGGCGAUAUCUUAGCAGCAUACGAAAGUAUAAAAACAGCUAGUAGCCUUCUGUUGACUAAUUCGGAUUUCAGAAUUUUCUUGUCAGACCUCAACAAUAUAAGUCGUCAAAUACUUUCAGAUACUGCUAAUACCAUCUCAUUUAUUUCAGAUGAAGCUUCAAAAGAGAUAGACCCUCUCUCAGGAGAAGGACAGAUUUCAAGGCCUCUUGAUAGUGAUGACGAUGUCGCACCUACAAUGAAGGACUUAAACAACGAAAUACGCAUCAUUAGCACCGUGACAGUUGAUGGGCUUAAAAAAUCUGUUCAGGGAGCCAAAUCAAGUGUUAACAAGCAUAUCUCGCAAGAUAACAAACAAAUAUUAAUUAAACGUUUAAAAGCUGUUGCCAAUCGGCUUAGAAAAAGAAGAGAUUAUUCUGAUUCAGUUAAUGCACUAAGUUAUCUUGUUCAGAGAUAUGUAAAAAUAUACUCUCAGUCUCUAGACGAAACUUUCGGAGAAUUUCAAAAUGACAUUGAGGCUAACGAUGCGCUUCAAAAUACACUCAAGGAACUAUGGUCUCUCCUAACUUUAUUUGGCGAUAAAAAAGCUUGGGAUAUCCUCGAGAGCGACAUCAAGAAGGUUAUGGGGCAUUCACAGAAAGAUCCAAAUUUUGAAAACCUUUGUAUCGAAAUUUCAAGAUUAGCCGAAGAUAUAUUCACGAACCCAGAGUUCUUUGAGUCGAUUGACAAAAAACUUGCAGAGCUUAAGACAAGAUAUCAAGAAGGUGGCUCUGAUUCACACCUCUUCGAAGACCUCAAUACCCUCACAUCCCAGAUACAAAGAGUUUUCGACUCGGUUAUGAACGACGAAGAUGUCUCAAAAUUAUGGCAUACUACUAAUUCAAUUUUUUCGACUUUCUGUCAACCUGGGAACUUGAGUUCCAAAUUACCUAUGGACAUUUAUUCUAUAAUUCUUCCACUUUUAAUACAGAUCAUUCAAUACAUCCCAGUACCACGCCUGGAGAUAUCUGUUCAAGAAAUUGACCUCCUCCUGGAAAAUAUCGUUUUCGAGCCAGGAAAUACAAUAAACCAUUCCUCAUUCUUUCCAUUCCGACUAAAGAUUCAAUCGCUCAACGAGCUAACUUUACACAAAGCCCGUUUUCGUUUAUUUUCUACAGCCACAUCUCUCAUGUCAAUUAAGCUACAAGGCCUUUCGCUCUGUACUGAAGAAGUUGGCUUUUGGUUUCAUUUACAUCGUGGUCUGUUUUGGUUUUCUGACGAAGGCAUCGCUUCUUUUGCAUUAGAUGGUAGAGGUAUAGAUAUUGAACUUGAUAUUGAAAUAGGCAAAGAGCGUCUAGAAAAUAUACUAACGUUGAGGGAUGUCCGCGUCAAAGUCCACAAUCUAUCUUACAAGAUCCAAAAAUCUAGGCUUAUGUGGCUUGCAUGGCUUCUCAAGCCAUUACUUCGUCCACUCUUUCGUAGAGCUCUUGAACAAAAGGUUUCUAGCGCAAUAAAAAUGUUUUUCCACUCAUGCAACAGGGAGCUAUUAUUUGCAAGAGAGCGAUGGAGAGCAACACGAAUCUCGAACCCACAAGACCUGCGAACAUUUUUGAGGGCUAUUCUAACUCGUCUUAAACCAAGAGAUGACCCAGAUGCAUACACAAAUUUUGGCAUCAGAGGCGCAGCCGGUAUGAAAGGUAAUCCCUUUUAUGGCAAGUACGCACCCGGAAGCAUAGUUAAGCUUUGGGAUGAGGAGGUGACUCGAGCUGAUGAGGUUGUUCAUGAAAAUGCGGCUACAAGAGACUGGAGAAACAAUAUUUUUGAUAUUAAAGUUUAG